AUGGACGAAAUAAUCAAAAUCGAAACAACAAUAAUACUAACAACAACAACAACAACAAUACUCGCUCAUCUCCUCAUCCUACCUCUUCUUCCUCUUCCUCGGUCUAUUUUUUGCCUAUUCUUCUCCUUCGUCAUCUUCUUCUCCACCUGCUUCCCGUCGCCCCACUCGUCGUCACCAGGCUGGCAGGGUGAGUCCGCUCACUCUGACAGCCUGGAAUGUUCGUUCCCUUUUAGACAAUCCGAGGAGCAACCGACCGGAACGCAUAACAGCGCUAGUGGCCCGGGAACUGGCGCGCUACAAGGUGGACAUCGCCGCACUCAGCGAGACUCGAUUCUCCGAAAAAGACCAACUGGAGGAGGUGGGGGCCGGCUACACCUUCUUCUCGAGUGGUCGCCCCAGAGCAGGUCGAUGA
Molecule: messenger RNA, 412 nt
Organism: Spirometra erinaceieuropaei
Lineage: Eukaryota; Metazoa; Platyhelminthes; Cestoda; Diphyllobothriidea; Diphyllobothriidae
Source: the annotation of a GenBank genome assembly